GACCAGUCAGUCAGAGUUGCACAGGACCUAGCCUCAGUGCUCGACAUGGACAUGCCCGCUAAACUCGUGUUCCCCAUCGUGGUGAUCUCCGUGCUGGUGGCUUGCAGUCCGACGGAGGCGUGGUACAAGCAGAUGGCCGGUCCGAGCUACUACUCAGUGGGCAGGGCGUCCGGCUUGCUGUCCGGAAUCCGGAGGUCACCGUACAUCAGGAGAGCCGAGCCGCAGCCGUCAGACGGCGAAGAGCUGGCGACUAACAACGUGUUUCCUGAGUUCACUGCGCAGAGUUACAUCCUGAAGACCAUGCGCUAUAUANAAUAA
Messenger RNA from Epinephelus lanceolatus (giant grouper), 318 nucleotides. The record is from RefSeq and is a predicted model, not a curated record. NCBI's taxonomy places the organism in Eukaryota, Metazoa, Chordata, Actinopteri, Perciformes, Serranidae.